Messenger RNA from Aspergillus saccharolyticus JOP 1030-1, 1338 nucleotides. RefSeq lists its product as uncharacterized. The transcript is spliced from 2 exons. The coding region runs from base 1 to 1338 and encodes 445 amino acids. NCBI's taxonomy places the organism in Eukaryota, Fungi, Ascomycota, Eurotiomycetes, Eurotiales, Aspergillaceae. The record is from RefSeq and is a predicted model, not a curated record.
AUGCGACAACCCUCAUACAUACAACAGGCUUGCAACCACCCAGAAUGCGCGACAACCCAGCAAAAGGUCCUCCAAUCCGAUCAUUACACCGGUCUCGCACCUCGGAUCGCAUCCCAAAACUACCCUUGUCCGCACGACCUUGCAUGCAAUUCUAUGAAUCUUUCUUUUCUUCUUACCUGCCGUCUCAUCUACUAUGAAGCCCGCCAUUUACCCUAUAUCCUUCAAUUAUUACGCUAUCUUGAAAUCCGUGUUCCACCAGAGCAAGGAAUGGAUACUCACCUCGCUGAGUGGAAUGAGACCUUCUCGUUGAUUAGUCUCGGUUUCUCCAAUCUAGCUGCCAUCUCUAUUCAGAUCUAUCUCCGUUUCCCGAUGCAAACGGUACGGGAUACAUUUUGGGAUGGAGGUCUCCUUGAGCUCUGCCGCCUGAAAGGUCUUCAGGGCAUGAGGCUCUCUGUUCUCAAGUUUGACUCCGCCUGGCCACCAACUGAAGACGCUGAAAUCUUCUUCGCAUACUCUGCCGGCGCAAUACCCUCUGUCAUGGAAAAUACUAGCGGCAGAGAAAGACGAGUUCCAGUCCACCUCUCAUCGUCCUUGCCACCUAAUGAACAUAUCUGCUUCCGCCGUGCGCGCGAUAAACUCAGAGAGCAGGUUCGACAAGACGCCUCCAUCGGAGAGGAGUGGACAUCCCAUGACUCUUAUCACUCUGGCCAGCUCUUCUUCCGCUUCUCUCCAAAUGUCUUCCCGCUCUAUGUCCGCCACCUGAUCCACGCCCUUCCCCGCCGGUGGCCGCAUCGAACGCACGCGGACAUCCGGCGCGAGGAUCGCUUGCAUACAAAUAAAACAGAGUAUGCGUACGUCUAUCGCGAGGACAAUUCGUGCUCGGAGCACCAUCGGCGGCCAAUUUUCGGGUUUCAAUUCAAUCCGAAUGCGACACUGAAACAUGAUGACGAGUACAUUGCACGAGGACUGACGGCAUUGCGGCUGUCGCGCGAGCGACUGUCCCGCAAGCGGCUACUGCGUUCUUCAUCAUCAUCAUCAUCUUCUUCUCCUUCCAAUUCAUUUCCUUUUUCCUCCACGGGCCGGCAACGAGACGAGAAUGACACUCGACCAACAUUACCAUCACCCAGAAACCGGGGGCAAGGCGAGCCUCGCUAUUCACGAAUCGAUGCCUUGUCAUCAGCACGUCAACGCCGGGCGAGUCCGGUUGUUCCUGAGGUUCCUCAGAGUCGUUGGGAAGUGAUCCCAGCAGAGAAUGAAAGACCGGGCGAUUGGAGACGGCGACUCACAGAGGAGGCGUUUGCGCCAUUCCUUGAAUCGCUUCCCAUGGCACUCUCAUAA